UUACCGCAUAAAGACUUCUUCAGUUCUAAUACAAAUGUUCAUUAGUUGAGUUGAUUUGUCGUUUUCAACUUUUUUGCCAAAAACAAAAUCAAAAACAAAAAUGAGUGUGUUCCUCGCUAUGCUAAUCCUCAGCAUUACACUGCUGGUAGUUUUCCUCAAGUUUCGUCAUGGCUACUGGCGUCGUCGUCAUAUACCGCAUAAUGAGCCAACCUUUCCAAUGGGUGAUUUCCAAGAAUGGCGCAAAACAAAAUCGUUUAUGGAAAUUUUUGUGCCAAUCUAUCGGAAAUUCAAGGGCACUGCUCCCUUUGCCGGCUUCUUCAUAGUAUUCAGGCCAGUCGCUCUUAUAUUGGAUAUUGAAUUGGUGAAAAAUAUACUCAUCAAAGACUUUAAUAACUUUCGCGAUCGCGGACUCUUUUACAAUGAGAAGAAUGAUCCGCUGACGGGCCAUCUUUUCGCCUUGGACGGCGCAAAAUGGGGCAAUUUGCGUCAAAAACUCUCACCGACUUUCACCUCUGGUAAGAUGAAAUAUAUGUAUCCCACCAUCAUCAAAGUGGCAGAAGAAUUUCUCAAGGUUGUGGAAGAAAAGCAAGCAACAGCUACUGAUGGCGUAGUAGAAAUGUAUGAUUUGCUGUCACGUUUCACUGCCGACGUGAUUGGCACAUGUGCUUUUGGCAUCGAGUGCAAUAGUCUGCGCAAUCCGAAAGCCGAUUUCGUGGUAAUGGGUCAAAGGGCGAUCGUCGAAAAUCGGCACGUAAAAUUCAUAGACACCUUAAUAGACGCUGCCCCCAAGCUGGCACGUGCGCUAGGCAUGCGUAAGUUGCCACAGGAAGUGCAUGACUUCUAUAUGGGCAUAGUGCAUGAUACCGUCGCAUACAGAGAAAAAAAUCAAGUGGCACGUAAUGACUUAAUGCAACUUCUAAUGGAACUGAAAAGUAAAGGCCCAAAGGAUGGUGGACUAACAAUGAACGAGAUUGCCGCACAAGCUUUUAUUUUCCUCUUCGCGGGCUAUGAGACCAGCUCGUCUACUAUGGGUUUCGCACUCUAUGAAUUGGCCAAGCAGCCAGACAUACAGGACAGAUUGCGCACAGAGAUCAAUGAGGUGCUUGAGCGGCACAACAACGCCUUCACCUAUGAAGCAAUGCAGGAUAUGCACUAUCUGGAUCAGGUAUUCUCGGAGACUUUGCGGAAGUAUCCAAUAUUGCCACAUCUGACACGCCAGGCUCAAGCCGAUUAUAAAACUAACGAUCCACGCUACACAAUCGAAAAGGGCACAAUGGUCCUCAUACCUGUUUACGCUAUACACUAUGAUCCUGAGUACUAUCCCGAUCCAGAGAAAUUCGAUCCUGAACGUUUUUCUGAUGCGGAAAUAAAGAAACGUCCAGCCUGUACCUGGCUGCCGUUCGGCGAUGGACCACGAAAUUGCAUUGGUUUACGUUUUGGCAAAAUGCAGGGAUUCAUUGGGCUCACCUAUUUACUGAAGAACUUCAAGUUUACAGUUUGUAAAGAAACUGACGAAAAGUUGCACUAUAUGAAGGAGAAAAUUCUUCUGCACUCAUUGAAUGGCGUAAAAUUACGUGUCGAUCGUUUAAACCAACGGCCUAUGAUGCUUAUUUAAAAAUAUUUUGCUACAUAUUUUUAUUGAGACAAUAAAUUACUAAUUUGUAAGGUCA
This is a messenger RNA of Anastrepha ludens (Mexican fruit fly), 1670 nucleotides long. Its product is annotated as cytochrome P450 6a22-like. Lineage: Eukaryota; Metazoa; Arthropoda; Insecta; Diptera; Tephritidae. The transcript is spliced from 2 exons. The record is from RefSeq and is a predicted model, not a curated record. Gene Ontology annotation, molecular function: oxidoreductase activity, acting on paired donors, with incorporation or reduction of molecular oxygen; heme binding; monooxygenase activity. The coding region runs from base 101 to 1615 and encodes 504 amino acids.